Messenger RNA from Myotis myotis, 1617 nucleotides. RefSeq names its product keratin-associated protein 4-6-like. Bases 685 to 1617 code for a protein of 310 amino acids. The record is from RefSeq and is a predicted model, not a curated record. NCBI's taxonomy places the organism in Eukaryota, Metazoa, Chordata, Mammalia, Chiroptera, Vespertilionidae. The transcript is spliced from 3 exons. Gene Ontology annotation, cellular component: keratin filament.
AGUGUAAUAUUUUGCAUAUUACAUAUUCCUCAGUAGAGCUGAGGGAAAAGAAGAAACAUCAAAAUUUCAUGACUUGGUUUUUCCUCGUACACCAGUUACUUAUUUCCCAUCUGAAAGUCUGGAAAAUGGUCCCUGAUUAGCAGUGGGGAGAGGAAAUAUCCUAAGAGUCUAUUCUUAUGCCAGCGAUGCCCUGAUUCACAUUCAACACUUCUCUGCCCACCUGGCCCACAAUGAAUGAGACAUCAAACUAAAAUGCAGCUGUAUCCCCCUAAGUCACCAAAAGGAAUGUGGCUUAUUAUGACCCAAAGGGAGACAUGUUGGGCUGUGCAACAUGAGACACACAUACAUGAUCUAAAUGCAUAAAUCACAUGACAGCUUUCUUUAAGGAAGAUGAAGCAAGAAAGACACAUAAGAGAAGAUCCAGGAAGAGCUGAAGUGAGGAAUCCUAACCCAUCAGGAAAAGGAAACAAUGUUUCCAUCCAUCUUGAAAGGGUAGCCAGGAAAACAAACCUGGCUAAUUUCCUAAUCACCUGUUAAUUAGGACAAACAGGACAAGGAAAGAGCACAGCUUCUGAUGACAGCAGCCCUUAGCAGGGUAUAAAAGGGGACCUGGGGCGAGCAGACUUCCAAACCUUCCAACCCACCUUCCUGAAAACUCACUCCGAACCUCCACCCUCUGACACCAUGGUCAACUCCUGCUGUGGAUCCGUGUGCUCUGACCAGGGCUGUGGCCAAGGCUGCUGCCAGACCACCUGCUGCCGCCCCAGCUGCUGUGUGUCCAGCUGCUGCCGCCCCUCCUGCUGUGGCUCCAGCUGCUGCCGCCCCUGCUGUGGCUCCAGCUGCUGCAGGCCUACCUGCUGUGGCUCCAGCUGUGGCUCCAGCUGCUGCAGGCCUACCUGCUGUGGCUCCAGCUGUGGCUCCAGCUGCUGCAGGCCAACCUGCUGCAUCUCUAGCUGUUGCCGCCCCACCUGCUGCCAGACCACCUGCUGCCGCCCCAGCUGCUGUGUGUCCAGCUGCCGCCGCCCCUCCUGCUGUGGCUCCUGCUGUGGCUCCAGCUGCUGCCGCCCCAGCUGCUGUGUGUCGAGCUGCUGCCGCCCCAGCUGCUGUGGCUCCUGCUGUGGCUCCAGUUGCUGCCGCCCCAGCUGCUGUGUGUCCAGUUGCUGCCGCCCCAGCUGCUGUAUGUCGAGCUGCUGCCGCCCUAGCUGCUGCCCGACCCUCUGUUGCAAGACCACCUGCUGCCGUCCCACCUGCUGCCAGACCACCUGCUGCCGCCCACCCAGCUGCUGCAGGCCCACCUGCUGUGGGUCCAGCUGUGGGUCCUGCUGCUGCCAGCCUUGCUGCCGCCCCUGUUGUGUGUCCAGCUGCUGCCAGCCAUGCUGCCGCCCCUGUUGUGUGUCCAGCUGCUGCCAGCCUUGCUGCUGUAGCACUCCCUGCUGCCAGCCCAGCUGCUGUGGGUCCAGCUGUUGCUGCCGCCCCUGUUGUGUGUCCAGCUGCUGCCAGCCUUGCUGCCGCCCAACCUGCUGUCAGACCACCUGCUGUAAAACCACCUGCUGCCGACCCAGCUGCUGCUGCUGCCCUUGCUGUGUGUCCAGCUGCUGCCAGCCUUCCUGCUGCUGA